CUAGUAGACUAACUAGGUAAAGAUCGGCAGUCCAGCAAGCUACAUGUAGAUACAUGUAAACAGUGAACACAUGUGAACCAGUGUACCCUCUACAUUUAAUACAGUGAUAGCUGAGCUGAGGAUAUGCAGGGAACGCAGGGAACAGGAGGAGGUCUUGGAGGGUUUCGUCUAGGUGGCCAAGGUGGACUACAACUGGGCGGAGGUCAAGGUACAGGAGGCCUACAGCUUGGCGGAGGUCAAAGUACAGGAGGCCUACAGCUCGGCGGAGGUGGGCUACAACUUGGCGGAGGUCAAGGUACAGGAGGCCUACAGCUCGGUGGAGGUGGGCUACAACUUGGCGGAGGUCAAGGUACAGGAGGCUUACAGCUUGGCGGAGGCCUACAAGUUGGUGGACAGCCCAACACGAUGGCUGGAGCACCUCAAGGAAACACUACUGGAGGGUUGUCAUUGGGUGGCCUCAACACUGGAGGUGGUCUAAAACUAGGUGGAGGUCAAGGUGCAGGAGGAGGGGGUGGUCUACGUCUCGGACAAACAACAGGUUUACAACUGGGACAGCAACAAACGUCCGGUGGCCUCCAAUUAGGACAGCAGCAAGCAUCUGGUGGCCUCCAAUUAGGACAGCAGCAAGCGUCUGGUGGGCUCCAAUUAGGACAGCAGCAAACGUCUAGUGGGCUCCAAUUAGGACAGUUAUCGAGCGCUGGAGGACUGAAGCUCGGACAGCAAUCCCUCGGCCAAAACGCUUCCACUGGUGGGCUCCAAUUAGGACAGGCUAGGGGGCUCCCCCCACCCUCGUACACUACAGCCACUGCCCCCACCCCCGGCCUACAAUUGACCAAUCAGACAAUAUCGAGUAGUGGGCUCCAAUUAGGAGGACUGUCCACACAAACUCCCAAAACUGGCGGACCACAACCUGGUCUACAGCUUGGAGGUCAAAGGACGGGUGGUGGGCUCCAAUUAGGAGGGGUAGGUGUGGCUAAGCCGGCUCCAACUUUAGGGGGCGUGCCUACCAGCCUCAGCAAACCAGUCUCCCUGGGAACACCUAGCACUCUAGGGGGGUUAAAGGUCGGCCCAUCAUUCAAGACUACAGCUGCCGGUGCUGUAUCCACGGCAACCACUGGAGCCCCUCCCUCUUAUGCAGCCACCAAGAAGUACACGUACAAAGAACUGGAGACACUCAUCAACAAAUGGACCCUGGAGUUACAAGGACAAGAAGAGCUGUUCCUGAAGCAAGCUACCCAGGUCAACAAGUGGGACAGGACAUUGUCUGAGAAUGGAGACAAGAUAGUGGAGCUUCAUGGUGAAGUGGACAGAGUGAAGACUGAGCAAGAGAGGGUGAAUAAUGAACUGGAGAUGAUUGAAGGACAACAGUCGGAGCUGAAUGAUCUGUUGGCUUCACUGGAAUCCAGGAUAGACCACGCCCCCACACACACUGGUCACCAUGCCGACAUGCAGCGUAAUAGGACGUUCACUAUGGCUGAAACAGUGGACUCUCAACUCAAACAAAUGUCUACAGAUCUGAAGAUGAUUAUCGAGCAAAUGAACAAAUCAAAUACUUCAGCAGAUGAUGAAAAUCCAGUAAUUAAGUUACACCACUGUGCAUGCUGUAUCUCAUCCACACUCCCCACACACCUGCCCCCUCACACACACACACAGUUCACACAGAUAGUGCGCAUCCUCAACGCCCACACAGACUCUCUCGGGUGGAUAGAUCACGAGGCAGCUCUACUCAGGAAGAAAGUAGAUGAUGUUGCCAAGGUUACCGACUACCACAGACGAGAGCAAGAGCAUUCCUUCAGAAAAUUGGCAUUCAGCCAUCAGUGAGCCGGGAGACGGAGACGGGAUGGUGAGAGCUGUUAUCUGUGUCUUGAACUUCUGUAAACUGUGACAUUCUAGAACCUUAAUUUCACAUACUCUUGUUUUGUGCACUGCACAUACUUAAUCUCACAAUAUUGUCCUAUUUUGAAUGACUGUGUUUGUACGGUCAAUUUCUACCUUACAUAUUCAAUCAAUUGAUACAUGUAAAUACAUGUCACAUA
Messenger RNA from Halichondria panicea, 2036 nucleotides. Its product is annotated as nuclear pore glycoprotein p62-like. Gene Ontology annotation, cellular component: nuclear pore; nuclear pore central transport channel. The transcript has 10 exons. Gene Ontology annotation, biological process: protein import into nucleus; RNA export from nucleus. The coding region runs from base 124 to 1821 and encodes 565 amino acids. The record is from RefSeq and is a predicted model, not a curated record. NCBI's taxonomy places the organism in Eukaryota, Metazoa, Porifera, Demospongiae, Suberitida, Halichondriidae. Gene Ontology annotation, molecular function: phospholipid binding; structural constituent of nuclear pore.